Molecule: messenger RNA, 3183 nt
Organism: Anolis sagrei ordinatus
Lineage: Eukaryota; Metazoa; Chordata; Lepidosauria; Squamata; Anolidae
Source: RefSeq, a predicted model, not a curated record
AAAUAUCUCUAUAAAAGUCACAGUAUAGAAGGACAUGCCUGGCAGUUUCUACUUUCUCCAUACUGUGUGGGCAUACUCAUUCCUGGUAUGGUGUGCCUGUAAUUUCUGAGUAUCUGCCCAUUUCUCCCAGAUGCUUUGCAGUUCCACAUCCCAGGCAUUUUCAAAUGACGAAGAAGCCCUUAUUAACAAAGAAUUACCAAAAGAACUUCUCUUAAGAAUAUUUUCCUUCCUGGAUAUAAUAACUUUGUGUCGAUGCGCACAAGUGUCUAAGGCUUGGCAUGUCUUGGCCUUGGAUGGAAGUAACUGGCAAAGGAUAGAUCUUUUUAAUUUUCAGACAGAUGUAGAGGGCCGAGUGUUAGAAAAUAUUUCCAAAAGAUGUGGUGGGUUCCUGAGACAGCUAAGUUUGAGAGGCUGUCUUGGGGUUGGAGACUCCUCCUUGAAAACAUUUGCACAGAACUGUAGAAAUAUUGAACAUUUAGUCCUUAAUGGAUGCACAAAAAUUACUGAUAGCACUUGUUACAGCAUUGGUAAAUGCUGCUCCAGACUAAAACAUCUGGAUCUCACAUCUUGUGUUUUUAUUACAAACAACUCUUUAAAGAGUCUCAGUGAAGGGUGCCAAAAUCUGGAACUCCUGAAUCUUUCCUGGUGUGGUCAGAUUACAAAAGAUGGUAUUGAAGCACUGGUUAAAGGGUGUAGUGGACUAAAGGCACUAUUUCUUAAAGGAUGUACACAGCUAGUAGAUGAAGCACUUCACCAUAUUGAGAAUCACUGUCAUCAACUGGUUAUAUUAAACCUUCAGUCAUGUACGCAAAUAACAGAUGAUGGCCUAGUGGGUAUCUGUAGAGGAUGUCAUCAACUCCAAUCUCUCUGUAUUUCUGGUUGUACAAACCUUACAGAUGUUUCUCUCAUAGCGCUUGGUUUGAACUGUCCAAGGCUGAAAAUUCUGGAGGCUGCAAGAUGUUCACAACUCACUGAUUCCGGUUUUACACUUCUAGCACGGAACUGUCAUGAUUUAGAAAAAAUGGAUUUAGAAGAAUGUGUUCUGAUAACAGAUAAUACCCUGGUACAAUUAUCAAUUCAUUGCCCCAAACUGCAAGCACUGAGCUUGUCCCACUGUGAACACAUCACAGAUGAUGGGAUUUUGCAUCUAAGCAGCAGCACAUGUGGACAUGAAAGGCUCCAGGUUCUCGAGUUGGACAACUGCCUUCUAAUCACAGAUGUGGCUCUAGAACACCUUGAGAACUGCCACAACUUAGAGAGAAUUGAGCUGUAUGACUGUCAGCAAGUCUCCCGUGCGGGCAUCAAAAGAAUAAGAGCUCACCUACCAGACGUGAAAGUUCAUGCUUACUUUGCUCCAGUAACUCCAACUCCUUCUGUAGGAAGCACUCGCCAGCAUCUCUGCCGCUGCUGCAUUAUUCUUUAACAGUGCUAUCUACAUUACCAGUGUUUUACCUGUCUCCUUGCUACACUUUGACUUCAAAUCUUCCAUCUCUAUAACUUGAGGACAUUAUUUCCUUUAAUACUUCACUCUUCUCCACAGUGACUUCCUGCAAAGCAGUCAACUGGGGCCCUGAUUUUUUUUUAGCAUGAAGUUGUCCCUCAAUCUACUUUUCAGCUAUGCUGGGACAGUAUUUCAAGAUUUCUUAUAUUGACUCAAUCCUCCUCCUCGCACUCUUAAAUCGUUUUCCCUUCGGAGAAAUGAAAAGUCUAGCUGACUGUGCAAAAGAAAAAAAAACUGAUGGAGAAGGAGGGAUUUUCUCAACCGUCCUAGUAGAAAAAGAAUGUUGCCUCUUGCUGUCAGGUUGGAGUAUGGGACAACUCAUUUGUGGUGGAUUGCUCCUUGUGCAAUAUUUUACAGCAGCACAUAGCUGAAUAUUUUGCUAUUUGUCUAUGGGAAUUAAGCUUCCAAGAGAAAGACUAGUGGCAUAUCAAACAAAGUCCCUCUGAAAUUUUUGACUUCUAAAAGUGUACUAUGCCCUCUGGAUCUGCUUGGUUUUAGUUUCUGUAUUGUGUCCCUAUAUUAGCAAAUGGCAGCAAUAUGUUCAGAUUUCAGCAUGUUCACAUUUGCGUCAGCGCCAUUAUGUAUAUAAGAUGUGAUGAUCUGCUGUCACUGAAAAUCACAGAUUGGGAUGUCCCGCUGUAAAGUGGUUGUGAAAUUCGUUGGUAAACAGAUACUUGCUCAAAAUCAAGUAAUUUUCAAUAUGGCAUUAUUUAAAUGAAGGCAUCCAUAUUUAGACUGGUUUCACUAAUUUCAAAAUAAAAAGGCAAAUGAGUUACAAUCUAUCACUGCUUCAAUUAAUGGUCAGCAUUUUAAAAGCUUCAUAAAGCAUAACUGGAAAAAGAGAAAUAUUUCUUUUUGUAUCAACAUUUCAGCACUCUGUGCUUUUCCGAUUUUCUAGAUACUGUGAAAAUAAAGUCAAGGACAAAUACAAAAGUAUUGAAAAUGUUUUUUUUAUUGAAAUUGAAAUGUAUACAACUUAUUUAAAAACAAAAAAGCAAUUUGCUGGUGCCAUUAAUUAAAUCCAAGUGAACCAAACUACUGUACAGUAUUAGUGACAUUUUUCAAUUGCGCCAAAUGUUCCACAACUUUGUAAAGUGAUGCUGAGAUGACACAUCAAGUCAACUGAAGAUACCCAAAUACAACCAAAAAUAAUUUAUCAGCAAUAACAACCCCAAACUGUUUAAGCUUACAAACUCCGUUCUCCAUUCCCAUCUAUGCAGAAUAGUCUACAUCAAGGGAGGGGAGGAAUUACUUACCCUAAUAUCCGUAAUUAAACAGUUUUCUUAGAAGAAUUAGGCCUUUAAGCACCUAGUCCAAGCAUAAUUUAAAAAGGAAAUGAAUUAAAAAUGUUUAGCAUUUGUUUCCUUUCCCUCUCAGUGUUGUUUGACUGACGGCUUCAGCUGUUCAACAAAUGGGCAAGUCCAUAUACUGGGAAGUUGGGAAAGCCUUCCCUCUUGAAUAACUGUCUUAAUCUAUAAUCCAGCAGAGACAUGUAUCACUGAUAGAUACUAUUUAAGGACUUUUUUCUUGCAAUCCAUUCAUUACAUUGUGCAACUACUAGUCAAGUAUUUCAUUACAGAAGAGGCACUGUAAUUAAUGUUCGUUCCAUAUGACAGAGAGGGGGAAACAAAAGGAAAGGACAGUUCACAAAUGGGAAAACAAAUAGUCUGCACCCCAAAGGG